Oryctolagus cuniculus (rabbit) is the source of this 3337-nucleotide messenger RNA. It is a transcript of the gene FUT7, whose product is annotated as fucosyltransferase 7. Lineage: Eukaryota; Metazoa; Chordata; Mammalia; Lagomorpha; Leporidae. The record is from RefSeq and is a predicted model, not a curated record. Gene Ontology annotation, molecular function: alpha-(1->3)-fucosyltransferase activity. Gene Ontology annotation, cellular component: membrane.
AGCCUUGCCUGUGUCCCCUCUGCGGGUGUGCUGGCGGCCCCAGCGGGGCGUGGGAGCCGGGCCCCGGGGUCCCUGGGCGCGGUGCUGGCAGCAGGCCAACGGUGGUUCUUGGCUGUGUUCCUGAGUGCGGCCAGGCCUCACCACGCCGGGGCUGCAGCUCGCGGGGACCCUGCAGGGUCACCCCGCCUGACUGGUCCUGGCGGCCACCGCUCCUCGGGGCUCCAUCUGGCCCCAGGGCUGGCUGGGGGGAAGUGGACGGAAUCCGGACUCAGGCUGGGGCCAGCCUUCCUGUUUCUGGAGCAGGCGCCUUCCCCUGCCCGCCCAACGGCGCCGGGGACACCAGGACCCCUUCCCUUUCCACCCUGGAAAGCCCCUCUGCUGCGGCCUGGGGGAGGGGACCAGCAGCUCCUGCCAGCCCCCAGGGCCCAACCCCCAGUCUGGCCAGGGAAAGAUGCAGCAGCCCCCAGCCCACCUGGGCCGUGCUCGUCUGCCCCGGCCGACCCCAGCUCGGCCCCAUCUCUCUGGGGCUGGGCCCUGGGAGAGGCAGGUCCUUGAGGCGGCCGGGGUAGGUGAGGUGGGCCCGUGGGAGCCUGAGCGCCGCGCGUCUGCAGUCCGGUGAGUGCAGGGCUCCUGCGGCCACGCGUGGUGGGGGGCUGGGGUCGGCCGGGCCUGGGCUGCCCGGGGAGGAAGCGGGGCUGGGGGUGCCCUUUGGGGGCCACACGUGAUCUGCACUGCCUUCCUCCUGUGGGGGCCGGGGGGCCCCUCUCCCGACCUGCCCAGCUGGCCAGCUCGCGGCCUGUCCAGGGCCAGCGAGGGUGGGCCGGGGCGCCCUCCUGCAGCGGACUCCCUCCCACCAGCGGGAGGGCUGGAGAGAGCCGAGGGUGGGGGUGGCCACGGGGCGGGGCGGCCGCAGGAAGGCCCUGGCUCCCUCACCUUGCGCGGACGAGAGGAGCGUGCUUCCCUCCCCCGCCGGGCGCUGCCGUGAUUGCAGGAUCUCAGGUUUUGGGGCGACUGCUUCUGCGGGGCUGUGGAUGAGUAAUGCGGGGCUCAGCUCCACCCGGAGGCGGCGGGCCUGGGGGGCCCUGGUCGGCGUGGCCCUGCUGCUGGCCCUCUGGCUCCUGUGGCUGCUGGGGCCAGCCCCCGGGGGUGCCCCAGGCCCCCAGCCCACGGUCACCAUCCUCAUCUGGCACUGGCCCUUCACAGAGCAGCCCCCGGAGCUGCCCCACAACACCUGCACCCCCUACGGCUUGGCCCACUGCCGGCUGAGCACCGACAGAAGCCUGCUUGCCAGUGCCGACGCCGUGGUCUUCCACCACCGCGAGCUGGAGACCCGGCGCUCCCGCCUGCCCCUGGCCCAGCGGCCACGAGGGCAGCCCUGGGUGUGGGCGUCCAUGGAGUCCCCCAGCCACACCCACGGCCUCCAUCGCCUGCGGGGCGUCUUCAACUGGGUGCUGAGCUACCGGCGGGACUCCGACAUCUUCGUGCCCUACGGCCGUCUGGAGCCCCGGCUGGGGCCUGCACCCCCGCUGCCGGCCAAGAGCAGGCUGGCCGCCUGGGUGGUGAGCAACUUCCAGGAGCGGCAGCCGCGGGCCAAGCUGUACCGGCAGCUGGCGCCUCACCUGCAGGUGGACGUGUUCGGCCGCGCCAGCCGGCGGCCGCUCUGUGCCGACUGCCUGCUGCCCACCGUGGCCCGAUACCGCUUCUACCUGGCCUUCGAGAACUCCCAGCACCGCGACUACAUCACCGAGAAGUUCUGGCGGAACGCGCUGGCCGCCGGCGCCGUGCCCGUGGUCCUGGGGCCCCCGCGGGCCACCUACGAGGCCUUCGCACCUGCGGACGCCUUCGUGCACGUGGACGACUUCGGCUCGGCCCUCGAGCUGGCCGCCUUCCUCACGGGCAUGAACGAGAGCCGCUACCAGCGCUUCUUCGCCUGGCGCAGCCGGCUCCGCGUGCGGCUGUUCAGCGACUGGCCGGAGCGCUUCUGCGCCGUCUGUGCCCGCCUGCCGCACCUGCCCCGUGGCCAGGUCUACGAGGACCUCGAGGGCUGGUUCCGGGCCUGAGUCCUGCAGCUGGGCGCGGGUGGGAGAGCUGGGUGCUGAGAUGCAACCGCCGGCAGCCAGCGGGAGGCUGGGGUCAGAGGCGGCGGGGCGGGGGCGGGAGGACGAGUGUGGUGAGAGCAGAGCGCGCUGGGGCGGGCGGUGUGCAGAGCGCUGAGGCGGGCCAGAGGGCGGGCCGCUGAGGACCCCCCUCACCGGAGGCAGGGCCCUGAGGGCUGGGACAGCCCAGCCAGAGGUGGGCGGGGUGCCCUGGACAUCGACCUCCGUCAGCCGAGCCCGGGCGCGCUGCCGUCCGUAGCCGGGUCCCCCCGGGGGGGGGGGGCACUGGACAGCAGAGCCGAGCAGGCGUCUCAGGUGGGCUGUGCGGGGGAGCCGAGCCCCCUCUGCCUGCCUCCCCUCCCCGGCACCCCCUCCGUCCGGACCCCGGGACCUGCCCCUCCCCCUCCCACUCCCUUCAGCUUUGCCCGAGAGGCUCAGGCAGGUGCUGGAACCCAGAGGGGGCGAAAGGCACCCUGGGCAGCGGCCCUGCCCGCAGGGAGGAAGCCGGGCUGGCUCUCGGCAGGAGGAGGCUGCAGGCAGGAAGCCCCUCACUGCUGGGGGCUUCCUGCCCUGGCCCCGAGGGCUGCCUGGGGAGAAGGUUGUGGCCUGUGGCCGGCACUGGUGCCCUGCCCACCUUCCCCGGGGGGUCUGAGGCUGGCACCCUGCAGGAGGGGAAACAGGCCAGCCUGCCCUCUGCUGUCAGAGGGAGGAAACGCACCCCAGUCCCAGCCUGGCUGCGGGGUACCCAACCAAGCUCCUUGUGCCCAGGCCAGACGCCCUGGACACGGGGAACAGGUGCCGUCCACGAGAGGGACGGCCUGCGUCUCCCCAGGCGCCUGCUGGGCCCCUCUGAGUCCAGGGGGUACCUCCCCUUCCUCCUCUGCUCACGGAGGAGCCGCCCACACUGUCUGCAGUGGGUUCCCCGCGCUGUCCACUCUGAACGGGAGCUGAGCGUCCUCACGCAGCAGCAGGACCUGGCCACCCUCAAGUGUCCAGUUCGACCCCGCCCCGAGCCUCCGUGGCCUCCCAGUGACCCCAGCUUGACCAGCGGCAUGCACCCUGCUGACCCCACACCCCACAUGCUGCGGUGACUCCCCCCCGCCACGCCACACACCCAGGAACUCCUGCCUGCUUGCUUAUAAAACCCGAUUAACACUCCCCGUGUGUGCGUGUGUGUGUGCUGGGGGAGGUGGUGCUGUGGCAUAGAGGGUGAAGCCGCCACCAGCAGCAACACCACAAGG